AUGGUGAAGGUUGGUGUGAAUGAAUUUGGCCAUAUUGGGCACCUGAUUACCAGGGCUGCCUUCUGCCUUGCAUUUGGCAAAGGGAAGGUUAUUGCCAUCAAUGACCACUUCACUGACCUCAGCUACAUGGUCUACGUGUUCCAGUCUGACUCCAACCAUGGCAAAUUCAAUGGCACAGUCAAGGCCGAGAAUGGGAAGCUUGCAUCUGAGGGCCCAUUGAAGGGCAUCCUGGGCUACACUGAGGACAAGGUUUUCUCCUGUGACUUCAUCAGCAACUCCCACUCUUUUACCUUUGAUGUUGGAGCUGGCAUUGCUCUCAGUGACAACUUAGUAAAGCUCAUUUCCUGGUAUGACAAUGAAUAG
Molecule: messenger RNA, 363 nt
Organism: Mus pahari (shrew mouse)
Lineage: Eukaryota; Metazoa; Chordata; Mammalia; Rodentia; Muridae
Product: glyceraldehyde-3-phosphate dehydrogenase-like
Exons: 2
Coding region: 1-363 (120 amino acids)
Molecular function (GO): NAD binding; oxidoreductase activity, acting on the aldehyde or oxo group of donors, NAD or NADP as acceptor
Source: RefSeq, a predicted model, not a curated record